AUGAAGAAUCAUCAAGGGUUUCUUGAUUUCUUUGGAGAACUGUAUUCCCUCAAUCCUAGAAAUAAUGAGUUUGUAAUUUUCUAGAUUUCAUUGUUUAAUUAUGAGCAAUCUAAGACAGGAAAUUUUUUCCUGAUGAACAAUCCAAGGACUUAUGCAGUUUUGACUUACCUCACAUAGUUGUAAGCGAUCAAGUAAGAGACAGAAGAAUCAACAAAAGAAGAAUUAUACGGUCUAGCCAAAUAAUCUCAAGAUAGAAAUAAGCAAAAAGACAUGGUUUAUACUGAAAUACUUAUGGACAAGAUGAUCGAUAAUCCCCGAAUUUCAAGUAAGGAUGUGGUCAAAUAUUUAGAGCACUAAAAACUUAGAAUUUCUGAUUUCAAUUAUGUUGCUGCAAGUCUUAUAUAAAAGAUUCAGCCAGUUAAAUCUUCACUCUUAAAAAAAAAGUAUCUUAAGAGACUUUUUGAUAAGACACCUUGGUGCUUAGUAACAAUGAAAACGUUGUGCAGAUAAUAUAGCAAGAAAAUGAAAGAAAAACCAGCAAAUAUUCUUCAAAUGUUUAGCGUAUUGAUUAAAUACCUUGAGUAUAAAGAUGAUGGUGGUCAUUUGGAAUAAUGGCAUUUUUUGUAAAGUAAGAAUACUCUUGAUACUUGGGAGAGAGUAAUUUUAGGUGCCAAUCUUUUAAAGUAAAUACAAACAGUUGUUUAUAGUAAGAGGGAUGAAUUGGAAAUUUUUGAAUAGGAAUUAGAAAAGUUAAAGAGUAAUGAAAAUUAUGGAAAUAAACUCAGAUAAAAUAGAGAAAAUUGA
Messenger RNA from Stylonychia lemnae, 804 nucleotides. Lineage: Eukaryota; Ciliophora; Spirotrichea; Sporadotrichida; Oxytrichidae. The record is from the annotation of a GenBank genome assembly.